ACUAUAUAUACCCACACACCCUGGCACGGAGAGGCAGAGCUGGGAUUGAAAUUUGAUUUCUGAAUCUGAAUCUGAAUUCGAUCUAGCGUGUGACGCCAGCUCCUCUGUAGGAUCCAACUCUUCCCCCCCUAUCCUUCUCUCUCCUCAUUUUCGUAAAAGAUCCAAAAAUGGGGCUUACUUUCACCAAGCUUUUCAGCCGGCUAUUUGCCAAGAAAGAGAUGCGUAUUCUUAUGGUUGGUCUGGAUGCUGCUGGUAAAACCACAAUUCUGUAUAAGCUGAAGCUUGGGGAAAUCGUUACCACCAUCCCUACCAUUGGAUUUAAUGUUGAAACCGUGGAAUAUAAAAAUAUUAGCUUCACCGUUUGGGAUGUUGGUGGUCAGGAUAAGAUUCGCCCUUUGUGGAGACACUACUUCCAAAACACACAGGGACUUAUCUUUGUGAUUGAUAGCAAUGACCGAGACCGUGUCGUUGAGGCUAGAGAUGAGCUACACAGAAUGUUGAAUGAGGAUGAGUUAAGGGAUGCCGUGUUGCUCGUGUUUGCAAACAAGCAAGAUCUUCCUAAUGCAAUGAAUGCUGCUGAAAUCACUGACAAACUCGGCCUGCAUUCUCUCCGGCAACGCCAUUGGUAUAUCCAGAGCACAUGUGCCACUUCCGGAGAAGGAUUGUACGAGGGACUGGAUUGGCUCUCAAACAACAUUGCUAACAAGGCUUAGAGGACGGCAGCUUGGUCUGUACUCUUCUUUUUUUCCUUUUUUUUUUUUUUUUUUCCUACUUCUGUCGAAAUUGUUGUGGCAAGAAAACAGGGUUCGCUUGCUGGUUUGAUUAUUUUGUUAUCCUUUAAUAUGUACUCUAGAAGUUCAAAUUAAUCUGUUGGCGUUUGCUUUGCACGAUGCAUGGUAACCGAUCAAAUAUUCAAAUUCUGUUCAGUUGGUGACA
Carya illinoinensis is the source of this 936-nucleotide messenger RNA. RefSeq names its product ADP-ribosylation factor 2-like. Gene Ontology annotation, biological process: vesicle-mediated transport; intracellular protein transport. Bases 168 to 713 code for a protein of 181 amino acids. The transcript has 7 exons. Gene Ontology annotation, cellular component: cytoplasm. The record is from RefSeq and is a predicted model, not a curated record. NCBI's taxonomy places the organism in Eukaryota, Viridiplantae, Streptophyta, Magnoliopsida, Fagales, Juglandaceae. Gene Ontology annotation, molecular function: GTPase activity; GTP binding.